Molecule: messenger RNA, 1041 nt
Organism: Trichoplax adhaerens
Lineage: Eukaryota; Metazoa; Placozoa; Uniplacotomia; Trichoplacea; Trichoplacidae
Exons: 1
Coding region: 1-1041 (346 amino acids)
Biological process (GO): G protein-coupled receptor signaling pathway
Cellular component (GO): membrane
Molecular function (GO): G protein-coupled receptor activity
Source: RefSeq, a predicted model, not a curated record
AUGGCUAACGAGAGCCUCCAAUGUGCAUACUCUCAAGAUGAACUCCAAACAGACCGUCUACCGGUGAUGCACCAAUGGAUUAACAGCUUAUGUUAUAUUAUCAUAGCCUUGAUCAUUUUAUUUGCAAAUUCUCUAGUCACUAUCGUCUUGUCAAAACAACAAUAUACCGACCGAAAUAACAACGAGAAUGAUAGUAGGAAAUCAUUUAAUUUACUAAUGAUCAAUUUAUCAGUAGCUGGACUGCUACUUGACGUUUUACUAUUAAUCACACCUGGUUAUAUUAUCCCAUCUUCACAUUAUGAAUUCCCAAAGGGUGAAUUAGGUGAUUUUUUCUGCCGUCUAAUCGACUCAGAAUAUUUUAUACAUAUUUUAUCCUAUACCUCAUUAAUGAUUGUUACAAUAAUCAGCUUUAAAAGAUGGCUAGCUGUGGCUCGACCCCAUAUCUUUCAAUCGUCUGUUAAAAAGUUUAAAGUUCAAAUUGUUAUAACUACUAUCUGGAUUUUACAGCCCUUUCUAUGCAUCGAAUUUGUUUUAGGAGACGCUUUCGUCAAAACAGCCUACCCACCAUGCCGAUGGAAAUAUGUUAUAUGCGAUAGCGUAUUAGCAGAAAGUGUUUUUUUUACCGUCUUGGAAAUAAUACGCUUUUACUUUCCGUCUACUUUGAUCAUUUUACUUACUAGCGAUACAGCUAGGCGGAUGCAAAUCUUUCAAUUUCGCGAAGAUCCAGAAAUGAAUCGCUCUGAUACAAGAUUAUUUAAGAGGAUUGCAGCUACAGCUAUCACAGCCUGGUUGAUGGUUGCUUUAUGUUUGCCCGAUCAACUAUACUUUACGCUGUCAGUAUUCUCCGUAAUACGUCCCUAUCGCUAUAGCAUUCAUAGUAUAGCCCGAAUAUUCUUUAUUACUGGCUCCAGCUGUGCACCAUUUAUGUAUUCCUUAUUCAGUCCUGAAUUCAAAUUGACUAUAAAAAAAAAGUGCCAAAGUCUUCGAUGUAAUCAUAGUUGUCAUCAUAGUAAUCGAAGAAGAGUUACUUUUACUGCUUAG